AAGAGAAGGAGAGCACGAAUGACGGUCACAUGGCAUCGUAGCGGGCUACUCUUCUGCCCUGACUUGUCAGUAUUCCGUGAAGUGUUGUGCCGUGACUGCGUGCGGCCCUUCUUACGUCUACAACCCCGCGCAACACCGCUUGGAAAACGUUCUAGAACACUCGUUUUUUUCCCCCUCUCGUCCUUCGAUUGCCUCCUUUUACGAGAGAAAGAAUCUUUCUCGUUAUUUCUAUUCAACAAGAUCGUGCAAGAAUAACAAACGUAACAAACGAUGAUGAAUUGAAUUUCUUACGAUGGUCGAAACGCCUCUUUCGAAAACAUUGUUCUCUCUUUCGAGCAAGGAUCUCGAAAACGAUUGGUGGAAACGAGGAAGAAGAUUGAACGGUUAAACGAUUGGCUCGUGCGAUUGGUUGUUCUUCUCGAAGUGACACGCUUGAGGAAAAGAUAAAAAUUGGAAUUUUCGUGAUAUAAUAUUUCAGGUUAAGUUUGAAGAUAAAGGUUGAGGAUAUACCUCGUGCGUUUUUCCUCGAAGAUUUAAGAAGGUUGAAGCGAACGAAUUCUCGAUGGAAUAAAAUUUCCUUCUGGUAGUGGGAUAAAUUCUAUUUCUGGUGGAAGUAUACUAUUUUCGAAGAUUUCCUAUUUUCGUCCGACACGUUCAAUCUUACGCAAUUGAAGGUGAAAACUGGACGUGCAAGUUGAAUCGAACGUUAAUCGAGAAUCAAUCGUUCAAAAUACGUACGUUGACGAGUUUCUGGCGCGAAUCACGAGUCGAGAUUCCUCUCUUCUUAAAAUUCUGCGGAUGGCAUCCUCGUCGAAGACGAGGAUCCUAGUGUGAUUCGGUUUAGGAAUCGUUCGAAUAAGAGUUUGGAGGUCGAUCCGUCUAAAGAUAGUGGUUCGAAGGUCUCCGCGGAGGAAUUUGGGAGCCAUUUUGGGAAGUUGGAACGAGGAAAGAAUCAGAAAAUAAGAGGGGGGGGGAUAAAAUUGAAUAUUAAAAUUGAUAGAAAAAAGUGGUAGAAGAAAAAAAUAUUAAGUGGAAGAAGAAAAAAAAGGGUUCGAAGAAAUACUCGUUGAUAAUUGGUCGUAGCCACUUUUCGAGAAGUGUAUCGAAGUGGAACUCGAAGGAAAAAACUAACAGGAGCAUCAUUUAACGUUGUCUGAGGAACGCGCGCCGCUCGAGUGUACUUUUGAUGCGGUGAAUCAACCGAGGUCGAAAUAAAAAGGAAGUUAUCGAAACGAACGUUCGAAGAGUCUUGUUAACGAAGGAAUAAUGCCACCUUUCAUGCCUUCCUCUCGUUACAUUCCCAUCCCGUAGCCUGUACCCUUCUUUUCUUCGAAGAUUCAAUCGAUCAAACCAACACGUGUUCUAUCCUCCGACUAAAAUUCAAUCACUGAGAAAUUACUCGAGAUUAUCAUCCAAGAAGAUCUUGGAAAAUAUUUCAACUAAUUCGUACUAAGACGAGGAAAGAAUGGGCAUUUUAAGAAGGGAUAUCGAUCGAUUAUCGAUUAGAAUCUAAAGAUAGGUAAGUUUCUUUUUUUUUUUUGUAUUCUCGUAAAAUGUGUCUCUUGUCGGCUUCUCAUAAUUCAUAAAAAUUCACGCAAUAAAAGUCAGACGAUACUUUUCCACCGCCACUUUGAAAGAAUGUUUUAUCUCUCCUCGAAAAAUCCUAUUCCAGGCAAAUAUUGUUCUCGUAGACUGCGAGCACGUGGACGAUCAGCUGAUCGAACGACCAUGUCGCUUUCCGUGAAUCUAAACCUCCGCGCGUCUAACCUCACUUUAUUCGCAUUCUUCCCUUCGAUGUGUUCUCGGAAUAAUAUUAUUCCUUAACUUUCUCUCUCUCUCUCUCUCUUUCUUUCAACUUUCAAAUACGUUUUUCUUUCCACGUUUCAACGAAACGAUAUAUAUUUUACGUUUGACCCGACGACGAAUACUUUUAAGGCGUCGAGAAAUCCGUACGAAUAUUCCAUUAGGAAUUAGGCAGGCCGCUCGCGGUGUAUAUUAAUAGAUCGAACCUGACAGCCGAACUUAACCAGACACGACGCUCGAACGUUACACGCGAAUUCGUUUUCAUUUUCGUAUUACUCGACUCGACCUCGAGUCGAUGUAAGUUUUAUUUUUUCCAUGGAAUUCGUUCUUUUGUUUACGUUCUUUCUUUAUUUUCGAAUUUUUCACAUCAUUUUCCCCCUUAAUUAAACGAAACAAUUAAGAAAAAAAGCGGAUCCAGAAUUAUCUUUAAAAUACAUUUUUACAUAGGGAUAAACAUUACAGUUUAAAUUUAGCAAAUUCACGCGGUAGCGUUACGCAAAUAAUCGAUUAGCAAUGCUAAUAAUAGCGCGUAAUGAUUUGUAUAAAAUUAAUUUCGGAUAUAUUUCUAUUGGCUCGAACGAAUCGAAUGUUUUAAUUAGACGUUUGUUUUUGGAUCGCGAGCUAUGUAUAAUAAAAGCGAACACGUGUCAGUAUUUGUCGGCGAGAGGGAAAAUUUGUGGACACGUGUCCAUCGAGCGAUCAUUCUUUAUUUCCUUGUGUGAAAUGUUUCUUUAUAGCGUAGAUAAUUUAACGUUUCUGGUCUCGUGCUCGCCUUUGUCGAUUCGAGUAUCGAUUCGGGAGAAAGUAUAUGGAGGAAGUUUAUCGGUUGCACCGAAUUCAAUGGCAGGACGGCCUUGAUCCAUAACGAGGAGCACACGCGUGGAAGGAUAAACACUUGGGUGACGAAGGAAUCGAGCGUUGCAUAGGAUCAAGAGCGGGGAAGGGUUUUCUCGCGGCAAGAGGUCAGCAUGGCAGUCGACAACCCCUCGUAUUUUUCGUUGUCGAGCGGGGGGACGUCGUCGUCGUCGUCGUCCUCGGCGCAGGCAACGGGCGCCGUCGCCUUCUCGCCACCCUCGAAGCCUGGGUUGACGGCCCUGUUCCGUCGGCGCCCCUGCAAAACGGCAACAGGGGAGGGCGUGAGGGGAAGCGGCUCGGAGGAGCGGUGCACCGCGCCGAGGAGCAACCCGCCCUGCAACGGGUCUCAGGGAGGCCCCUGCGCCAACCAGAGGAGGAGCUUCAGGAGCUUGUUCAGGUCCGUGAGCGCGAACGCGGACCCCGAGAGGACCCAGCAGUUCCUCAAGGGCGACCCAAGGCCGUCCGACGUCGCCCCACCCUCGCCCUAUCUGCCCCACAGGUCGCACUCGCACUCGGAAAACGACAAGAGGCGGCCGGGGCGGAGCAGGGCGGCGUUGAAGUCGGCCAGCGAGCUUUUGUCCAACGAUAUGGUGUAUUGCGGGUUGGCGAGGGAUAAUCACGGGGACGAGAACGAGGAAGAUGAAGGAGAGGGGGAGGAGGAAGGAGAAGGGGAGGAAGAUCGGGAGUCGAACGAGGUGUUCGUAGGCGUGGACGAUGCCAGGUAUUACAAUCUCUCGUCCGGUAUACCGGGAACGGGUCGAAGAAGACACUCGAUCAGCACUUUCUUGGGUAAGGAGAGAGGCCUUUGCUCGAGCAAGCUCGACAACGUGUCGACGAGGAAACAGCAGAGCUCGGCCGGUUUGGCGGAGCCUGACGCGAUGGCGCCACCUGUGCCGACGGUUGACAGCGUGGACGGGGAGGAGCGGAGGCCGAGGUCCUGCAGUAGAUCCAGACGCAGGAGGCAUCGAAGCGCUUCGAGCAAAGGUUCUCGUUCAGCAACCGGGCUAUCGAAGAUCGAUUCGCAUCCCGAAGAUGACGUACUUUUUGUAUCGAGCAAAGACAGCGAAAUUUCAAGCUUAUGGGUUAAUUAUCUCACCGCCUGUUUCGAGCAGAUCAGUAGGCAACAGGGCCGGCCGCCUUUCAAAGUUCGUCACGUGACUGUGGAAGAAUCGAUACAAGCCGGCACCGAGGAGAGGAUUCGAUCGGCACGUUUGCAGAUCGUUGUCGUGUGUCCAAUAUUGUUGGAACGGAUUCAAAAUCGUCCGGAACACGCGACGAAUCUCUCCAGACAAUUGAUCACCGACAAAGUGCUCGCGAUGAUGUUAGGUGUACACGAUAACCACAUCAGCGAGCUUCACAAAUCGAUUCUGGUCUCGUAUAAUCAGUGGAGGAAAUUCUUCGUGAAAGACCAGGACGAGACGUUUGUUGGUGAAUUAUUGGGUGCAGCUAUUGGAAUUCUUGGUACCACGCCACCUCCUGCAUUGAGAAGCGACAAAACGGCGUUUUCGGUUCAUCCGAAGAAAGUGAAGUUGGGCCACAAUCGGAUAAUAGCGUUGCUGAAUGAUCCCUUACGACCCGAGGAUAACGUGUCGGUGAUCGUGGAUCGUUGCGGCGAGGCGAUCGACAUCGCCCACGUGAAACGAAGGAAUCCCUACGCCUUGCAAUUCUCCAUUCCUGACAGAUGUUUGGAAGUGUCGAUGCUGGUCGGUGUUCGUAUAUCGAAGAACGGUUGUCCGUUGGGUGUGAGACAGGUGAAGUGCGAGAGCAGGCUCAGGGAACUCGAUCAGAUCCUCAGGGCUCACGACAAUCCCUUAGAAUUUAUGUGUCAGACAUUUGGCUUCAAUCCUGGUGACAGGGAACAAUUGGAUAAUUGGAUGGUCCACGCGUUUCAACGAAACGUUCCACCGCAUUUUAACCUCCUAUCCACGCCCAGUGGAGUGGUCUCUGCUCAAAAAGUCCACUCGAGUCCCGAAGAAAAUCCGACGUUGCUACAUUUCGCCGCCCGUUUCGGUCUGGAACGAUUAGCUUGGCAACUAUUGGAAUGUCCAGGCGGUGACAUAGCAUGCGAUCUGAGGAACGUGUCGGAACUCACUCCUGCGGAUCUUGCGGAGCAGGCGGGACACGCGAGACUUGCGCAUCAGCUUCGUGGCUACAUGCAAAUGAACGAGUUCACUAACAUGUACAGCUACUUGAAAGUGAUCAGCGAGACCACGACGGAUCAAGCGGCAAGUACGGAACCAUCAACGACUAACACAACAAACGAAACCAAUAACGACAAGGAAGAUUAUUGUCGUCCACGACCUUUGAGCGAAGCUUAUUCGGUACCACCGGCCGCAAGACCAAUAACGUCCAUAAUCUUGCCAGGUCAAUUACCAGUAACCACUACUAAUCCCAUUGAGGCGAAUUACUCGAUCGUACCAGCACCAACUCCAGUCAUCGUCAACCCAUCAACACCGACAUCGACGUCAACCAUUACGAACGGCCUUGAACUUUCUCUUCAAGGUUACAUGAAAAUGCAUCCAGCUGGUCCCAAAACACCAACAUCGAAUAUACCAAACCAGCAACCGUCCCGAACAGGGACGCCUACGCAGAAUCGUUCAGAUUCUCAUCCCGUGGCUGCUCGAGAGGAAAACAGUCAAUCUUCCUGCUCUUAUGGAAGAACGACUUCCAAUUGCAGCAGCGUGAAAUCGAGGGAGCCGUCCGGACCUCAGGACGAGUUAUUAGAGAUCAUAAACGACUUCAAGAAUAACGUGUUCACGAUAACAGAAGUGGAGAGAUUGGUCGAGAAUUGGAGGAAUCGUAACGACGUUCAACAAAGCUUCAAAGACAAACAGAGGCAGCUCACUGCAAUGAGAGAAGAGUAUGAAAGGAUACAGAAAAGAAUGAAAGAAGAGAUGAAGGCUCCAACGCCUUUUGAUAGAAUUAGGAAAUUCUUUUCUAAAGGAAAGAAAGAUUCGAAAGAUUCUUCGAAUGGAAGUGACGAUUCUUCUUCGACCGGCAAAACAGAGAAUGUUAAUGGCGCACUGGCUGAUCGUAGACCAGUUAGUAGUUUGAGUCUGCGUAGCGUUUCAAGCUCCUCUUCAUCUGGUAGAAUGAGUACUGCUAGCGGAUGUAGCGGAACUAGUUUAGGCGAUAGUGGAACUCAUUCUGAUACCGAGGAUCGUCGGUUACAAAAUGUCAGAGAGGACAAACCGGGUGUGAUGUCGUACGAAAUACCACCAACUCCGAAACCAUUCACUGGAAGAUAUUCACCGGCGCUUAGAUAUUCUCCCUCUCCUCGUUCCUCGACUGGAAACGAUCUUGAUCUGAGACCAUCGCAGACGCCAUCAAGGACCGAGGAUACUGAAUAUUACAUCGCCUUUCCACCUUCGGGAUUACCCAUCCAUUCUUUCAAGACAGAGACUUCUCUGAAGGAACCAAAAACACCAAACUCCCCCUGUGAUCAUCCCAAGUACCUGGAUAUGAUACAAAAUUCAUCUCCAGCAACAACUGAUAUCUUAGAAUCAGACGCAUCUUCUAGACAUCCUGGUAACAGUUAUGCAAACAUAGAUCCUACUACGUUGAACUCCGCGCCAGUGCCGCCAGCUGGCAUUCCUACAAAUUACGUGAACGUGAGACCCGCCUGCGUCACUUCGUUUCAAGAAACUGUCCAAGGUCACCAGAUUGAACAGAGACACUUGCUCGAAUCAAGUCACGUGUGCGAAACUUCAAAAAACUCGUUCAAGGUCGAGACAUCCAAUAAUGGGCAAGGUCAAGAUCAUAUCACGAAUGAAAUCCAAAGUAAAAAUAAUCAAGGUCAUGUUGCGAAUGAAGUCGAAAGUAAAAGCAACGAGGAAUACGUGGAAACAAAUUUGAUGAAUAAUUCGGAGGACGUGGAUGUGCCGGAUAUCGGUAAACUACCGGAAUAUAUGAAUGUCGAUGUUCCUCAGGAUCACAAAGCCGAUGUAACGAACAUGCCUGCACCUCCCGUUCCACCAAGAGGUAAAAUUGCUUUUUUUCUUUUUACGUCGAUAUGAAUAUUUGUUAUCGUAUUAGAAAAAAUUAGGGAAAAAUAUAGCGUUGAAUAAUGAAAUUUGUUCGAAGUGUAACUAAAUUAUAAAAAUUCCUGACUUAUUCAUCGUAUAUCGAGAAAAAAUUUUAUAAAUUACUCUUUAAGGAAAAUUAUAUUCAACGAGUAAAAAAGUUCAUUGAAAUCUAUUCCACGAACAUGUUGCAGAUUAAUCAUUGCUUGUUCCCCCUUUCACUUGGGGAAUUACGAAGGUUGAUUGCUUGAACGAACUUUCAUCAUCGUUGGUUACUUCGAACAUUAUAUACAUAAAAUUCAUUUUUCUUUUAUAAUUGAUUCGUAAUGCUUUUUUUUUCAUCUUUCUGUUACAGUCAUCGCUAAAAAAUAAAAGAAAAAAAGAAUACUACAAACGAAAGCAUUAUUGCUUUUUAUUCCCGGAAAAUCUUAACAAAUGGAUCGACUGAAGUGCUCUCGACAAUUGUUUUUAUUGGAACAUAACUUCAAAUACUAAAGUGUGUCCUUCGUAAUCGUUAGUAUUAGUAAUGUAUUUAAAUGUAAAUUGUUCGUUUCAAGAUGAUUCGUAUUGGGAAGAAUCUGUAAAAUGUCUUAAAUCUAUAUUCGAAACACGGCACGUAUAUUUUUUUUUCUUUUUUUUCAAUACUCGGUAAAGCAUGAUUUCAUCUGUAGAUUAUUUUAUGUUAUUUGUGUUAACAUACGUCUAUUAUUCGUUAUUAUUUUUAAACUGCCUCGAAUGCAUUGCGAGAAUGAAAUCGAUGCAUAAAUUAAUUAUUGAUUUAUUGUUGUUAUUAAUAUCUAAUAAUCAUUAUUCAUAAUAACAAAAAUAUCUCUAAAAGCAUCAAGAGAUUUUAUAUAUUUUAAUUAUUAAAUAAGUUGAAGUUAUUAUUAAUAAUAAUAAAUUUAUUAAUAAAAAUUAGUUAUAAAAAUUAGUAAUAAUACAAAUUUUUAAAGAUUUCAAAUAAUCAAGAUUAUUUUAUUUGAUAUCUUUGAAAAUUUUUAAUUUUUAAUUACAUUCAAAGAAUUAUUUUAUUUAUCUUUAGGAAAUUUAGAGAAAGAGUUGAUUAAUUAAGCAUUCGAGGCUUUCUAAUUAUGCCAUUAAGUUGUAUAUUAAUUGCUCGGAUCUCGAUCCAAAAAGGAAUACAAUGCUAGCGAGCGCCAAAUCAAAUUUUCGUCAUUUGGCAGGAAGCCAAGACCACAAUUUGUAUAUACUGUCUUCUACUUUAUGAUAUAUUAUUUCUAUAAUCCAUUAUCUAUAUAUAUAUAUAUCCUUAUUAUUAAAUUAGAUCAAUUUAAACGUUAUAUAUAUAUAUAUAUAAUUGUUAAAAAAAAGUGUUUGAACGAUUCCAAAAGACUGUAUAUCGAAACGUGGCAUUGCGUCAUUUUAUCAUCGAUCAUUCAAUUCGUAUAUAUCAUUAUAUCAAUCAUUCUCUAAUACAAACGAUAUUCUGUAUAUAUAAGCAUUGAAUUCUUUUUUCUAUAAUUUUAUACAUAGAGCAACGAAUGAAAUGUGUUUCAAGUACCAAGAAUGCAUUUAUCGUUUUAAUUGUAAUGUCGUAAUUAUGUUAUAAUAAUUUUGUUGCAAAAUCAUUUUUGUUUUUUCUACUGAAUCUACUACCUUUUUAUAUUUAUGUCUACGUCAAUAAAAAUGAAAAUAACAAA
Molecule: messenger RNA, 8341 nt
Organism: Apis cerana (Asiatic honeybee)
Lineage: Eukaryota; Metazoa; Arthropoda; Insecta; Hymenoptera; Apidae
Gene: stumps
Product: DBB domain-containing protein stumps
Cellular component (GO): cytosol
Molecular function (GO): transmembrane receptor protein tyrosine kinase adaptor activity; fibroblast growth factor receptor binding
Source: RefSeq, a predicted model, not a curated record